CAAACAAACAGCUGAGUCACAGCAUAUGUGUUUUUGUUUUUUUUUUUGCCUCAUAUGUGCUGACGCGGCUCCGCACACGCACACAAAGUGUGACAACCGAGGUCAGAGGUCGGUGCAGUAACACAAACGUGGGCUGAACAAAAGCACCAUCUUUCCAGAAUUCCGUCCUGCCAUAAAUGCGGGCGCGCGAGUCCCUCCGAGGUUUAGUCCGUCAUGCCUCUGCCGCGACGCCGCUCCUCGUUUUUGGGCCAGUCGGGGUCCUCGACCUCGUCCGAGCGGCCCGGCUCCGCGUGCGUCCGGGUGGCCCCCGGCGGCGCCUCGUCUCGGGGCGUCUUCGUGGGCACGGCCCCCCCGAUGGGCGGCGCGUCCAGCCUGGGAACGCGCGUGUCCCGCAGAGCUCUGGGCAUCAGCAGCAUCUUCCUGCAGGGCACCAGGAGCAGCGCCGCGCCCCUACCGGCCCGGGCGGGUCAGGGCGGGGCGGGGGCGGGGGCGGGGGCCGGGGCGAGCGGCGGCCUCAAUAGCUGCUUGAUGGAGUACCGGGACAAAGUCCAAGCGCUGGAACAACUCAACCAGCAACUGGAGGAGCAAAUCCGGAUGAGUCUGGACCGCAAGGCGUCCUGCGCCGGCGCCUGGGGGCCGCUCAGAGGCCAGUGGGAGGACGUCUACAGGCAGGUCAGCGAGGCCAUCCUGGCCAACGCUCGUCUCACGCUGCAGACAGAAAAUGUGCAGGCCAACGCAGAAGACUUCAAGGAAAGGUUCGAGAGCGAACGACCCUUCCGCAAGGCGGCGGAGGACGAGAUCGCUUCGCUCUACAAAGUCCUGGAGGAUGCCGGCCUGACCAGGGCGGAGCUGGAGGACCAGAUGGACGCCAUGAGGGCCGAACUUCAACAACUGGAGCGGCAACACGAGCAGGACGUGCGCCUCCUCUACAGUCAAAUGUCCGGACGGGAACUGGAUCAGCCGGACGCUCCCAUUGAAACCAGUCUAGAGCAGAUCCUGGCUUACAUCCGGAAUCACUGGGAAAAGGUGACGGAGAGGAACCGAGCAGAGACGGACAGCUACCAGGAAUGCAAGGAUGCAAAGUGCGUGAGCCGGCUGAGUCCGGAAGAGGAACAGCUGGAGGCACUGAAGGUCCAAUGCUCGGACGCCGGCUGCAAGAUCCAAAGUCUGCAAGCCGAGACCGAAUCCAUCCGAGCUCUGAAACGCGGCCUGGAAAACUCGCUGGGCGACGCCCGUCACUGGCACGACAUGGAGCUCCAGAACCUCGGUUCGGUGGUGUCUAAGCUGGAGGCGGAACUGGCGGACGUGCGUGGCGAGAUGGAACAGCAGCGCAGAGAUUAUGACGGUCUGCUCACCAACAAGCAGCGCCUGGAGCAGGAGAUCCGACUCUACCACGGAAUCCUGGACGGAGAGGAACGACGCUUCCAGCCUGCCGAGGGUUCCGGUUCACAGCGAGACCUCGAGGGACUUUCCAGGACUCCGGCAGAUCAAGGAACGCCAACGCCGUGCGGACCGAAGGACCCCGCGGGCUCCUCUAAUCCUUAAUCCUUUGGGGCGCUGAAGACAAAGAUGAGGAAUCAUGCGAUAUUAAGAUUUGUACUUCCUGCUGGUGAAUAAGACAAUAAAAAGUCUUUGGAUUUUGUGAUGCCAACAAGACUUUGACUCUUGGUUUUGGAACACGGGUGCAGUUAACGAGGUCACAUCAUUCAAAUGUGACAUUACCGACAUCCGUUCAUUAGCAUAUUUGACCGAGUGAGUCCCAAUUAAAGCAGUUCUGGUUUUCAAGACACGUUGGGGGAUACAUCCAUCCAUUUUCCGGGCCGCUUAUCCUCACAGGGGUCGCAGGAGCGCUAGAGCCUAUCGCAGCAAUCUUCGGGGAGGAGGCGGGGCACACCCCAAACCGGUUGCACAUUGAAAUAAACAACCAUUCGCAGUCACAAUCACACUGACGAGACAAUUGAAGUCGCUCCAAAGAACGCUCAUUUUGGGGUUGCGGGAGGAAACCGCAGUGCACCCGGAUAAAAACCCACGCGGGCACGAGGAGAACAUGCC
Syngnathoides biaculeatus (alligator pipefish) is the source of this 2052-nucleotide messenger RNA. RefSeq names its product beaded filament structural protein 2, phakinin (gene bfsp2). Gene Ontology annotation, molecular function: structural molecule activity. Gene Ontology annotation, cellular component: intermediate filament. The record is from RefSeq and is a predicted model, not a curated record. The transcript is spliced from 7 exons. Gene Ontology annotation, biological process: intermediate filament organization. Bases 214 to 1545 code for a protein of 443 amino acids. Lineage: Eukaryota; Metazoa; Chordata; Actinopteri; Syngnathiformes; Syngnathidae.